AUCAACGGAUGAGGGAAGGCUACCACUAUUUAGGGUCCCACUUGAUGGAGUAGAUGCACAUGAACUCUUUGGUGACCUGCUACAGCAUCUAAUUUCUUCUACCUGUCUCAACUGUGUACCACAACACAGAUUAUAUUAACACAUUAUAAUCAACAGACAGGAUCCGUCGAUUAUUAUCUGGCUUUAAAGCACUUACCAUGUUCUCUAAACGAUCUAAGCGAGAGAGAAUCAGUGUAUCAGCAACAACCAUUGUUUUUCCUUGUUCUUUUCACUGGAAACAAACGGUUACUAUCACUUUCGUAGCUUCUCAAAUUUGUUUUUCUUUUUGAUGUCGAAAGAAUGAUGAAGAUCCGACGAAGAUGACGAAGCUCGGACGAAGAUGAUGAAGAUCUGACGAAGAUGAUGAAGCUUCGACGAAGAUGACGAAGAUCCCACGAAGAUGACGAAGAUCCCAUGAAGAUGACGAAGAUCCCAUGAAAACCCGACGGAAAUUUUGUGCUGAUGAUGGAGAAGAAAAUUGUGGGUUUGGGAGGAGUUUCAAGUUUGAACUAUUACGGCGAGGGUUCAUCUGGCGAAGGAAUUCGACGAUUUGGGGAUUUUAACAAUGGGGGGCAUUUUGUUAUUUUUUUAAAACUUGUAUUGCAUAAUUUUCAAUUAAAUCCCAGUAGUUCAGAAAACCUCAAAAAACCCCCCGAUAUUUCGAGCCAGACUCGGCUCGCGAGCCUAACAAGCCGAGCCAAGCAUGGCUCGAACUCGGCUCUUUCUGUCUCACGAGCCGAGUCGAGUCAGCUCGUUAUCAGAAGAACCGAGCCGUUAACGAGCCGGACUCGAGCCAAGCCGGCUUGCGAGCGGCUCGGUUAGUUAACCAGCCCUACUUCAAGCGCUCCUCUCAACAAGGUGAGUGGUUAGAUUUUUGCAGCAUAUAUUUUUAUUCUUUUAUGAGAAUUUGAAUAUAAACUCCACCAUUAAUUUUUCAGCAAAAAGUAUAAUCGACUGAAUCAACAUGGUUUAUAUAUUAUCUAUCAACACUCUGUUAUUUGCAAGUUUUCAUGGUAAAGCCACGUUUUCCAGAAAAAGCAUAAAUGAAAAGUGCUUCAAGUCUUACUGGAAAGAAUAAUUUGUUUGUUAUUAUUUGCGUUGUGAAGUACUUCAAGUUGAUGGUAAGCUUAGAUUUUUUCUUAUCAACAAAAUGCACUUUCUGCUACAUUUACCAGUCCUAUUGUAAGAAUUUUAUUUUUAAGCUUUUGCAUGAGGAGAACUUUUGGCAGCCUGAACAUUUGACUAUUAGGCUCUUGAAUUUUAAUCCUUGUAUUCAUCAACGGAUUAUAUUGAAGAAAUUUUGUGUUUUACAUAUUAAUCUGCAAGUCUGUUUAGUCCUAUUGUUUUAUAUUAAUCAUGGUACGAAGUUUUUAGUCAAUAAGUUAUAUUGAAGAAACUUUGUUCUUUACAAAUUUAUCUCUAAAUCUGUUUAGUCCUCUAAUGUUAUAUUUUGUUAAAAAAUGCACAAAUCAUUAAAUUAAUCAAGGAGCCUCCACUCCACAAAAUAUUUUUCCUUAUUGUGUUAUAUUAAUCUUGAUAUUAAUGGGAGUUUUUUAUUACUGUAUUUAAAAAAUCUAAGGAUAUAGUUGUAAUUUUAAAACUUACAGUCAGGGCAAUCCUCGUAAUUUAUAAGUCCCACAGUCCCACUUGCCAUUGAAAAUGGAAGAGUAGAAGACUCUCCAGUCUCCACUUCUCUAAGUCUUCCAUUUCAACUAUAUCCCAAAACCUUCUCCCUCUUUUACCCUCUGAAAAACCCUAUAUUCCCGUUAUAACCCUUCUCCAUUUUUCACUUUCACUAAUAAACUCAAUCCCAAAACCCAUAAAUUCUUGUACAUAUCUCAAUCUUCUUCAUUUCUCAAAUUUUGACCGAAUUUCCCUUUAAUUCUGGGGUUUUUUUUUUUCUCUAAUUAUUUUUGCUCGGGUUUGCCAAAGUUUCAAUUUUUAUUUAUUUUUGUUCACAUUUCAUGGAUUUUGCUCUUGAAUCUUCGGUUUUCAAUCGACCCACGUUCGUUUCAACAUUAAAAAUCUCGUUUUUCCUCCACCAAAAUCGAUGUUCGAAAUUUUCUGUCAAGAUUUCACCAAGAAUUCAUCGCUAUCCAAAGUGUCGCGUUUUGGGGGCGCUUGUUUGUGGGGUUUUGGUGUUUGGUUGCAAGAGAGUUUUUGCCGUGGAGAGUGCAGUAAAUGCAGGGUAUGGAGAUAUUGGGCAGAGCAUAUUGUUGUUGAAGAAUGCUUGGAUUAAAGUUUCUCAGGUUUUGAGAGUAUUCAAAGAGCAAGGUUUGGUUUUGGCUACCCUUUUGGGUUUGUCUGCGUUCUCGUCAAUGGCUGAGACGUCUAUCACAACGCUUUGGCCUUGGAAGGUGCGGGAAUUGGCAGAUAAAGAGCCUGAUAAUGGUGUCUUUAAAAUGCUUCACAGUGAUGUUACCCGGUUUUUGACGACUAUUCUCACUGGCACGAUGUACUACCCUCCCCCUUAAUGUUAGUGUAACUAAUUCUUUUCUUUUCAUAUUGAGUUUGAAAAUUAAUUCUUUUAUACAUUCUAUUUACAUAU
Molecule: messenger RNA, 2587 nt
Organism: Pistacia vera
Lineage: Eukaryota; Viridiplantae; Streptophyta; Magnoliopsida; Sapindales; Anacardiaceae
Product: DUF21 domain-containing protein At1g55930, chloroplastic-like
Exons: 2
Coding region: 2004-2513 (169 amino acids)
Source: RefSeq, a predicted model, not a curated record